AAUGAGUGUUUAUUCUAUUGCGACUGCAAAUAAAGUAAUGGCUUGUCUUAUUUGCGGUCAAGUCCAACCAAAAAAUUCGUUCUUGUCUCAUAUUUCGGAACAUUUAAAUUAUAAACAACACAAAUGUUUGGAGUGUGAUUUUACUUCGGUUACGCCUGAAGAGAUGGCUGACCACGAGGCAGCUAAUAAUGGACAUACAGCACAAUUUCAUGUAAAUAUAAUUAAAUACAGACUAGGACAUGGGUAA
This is a messenger RNA of Meloidogyne enterolobii, 247 nucleotides long. The record is from the annotation of a GenBank genome assembly. NCBI's taxonomy places the organism in Eukaryota, Metazoa, Nematoda, Chromadorea, Rhabditida, Meloidogynidae.